AUGAGGUCCCUUCGCACGGUAUCAGUCGUGGGAUGUCACGCCGAAGGAGAGGUGGGCGAUGUCAUCGUGGGAGGCGUCCUAGAUGCCCCUGGAUGUAGUUCCAUGUACGAGAAGAUGCAGUACUUCUGGACCAAGAAGGACAGUCUUCGCAAACUGCUUCUCAACGAGCCUCGCGGUCGGUCGUCGAUGAAUACGAACCUUGUGUUACCGCCCUGCGACCCUCGUGCAGACGCGGGCUUCUUGAUCAUGGAGAGCGACGAAUAUGCACCUAUGUCCGGAUCUAACACGAUCUGUACCGCGACCGUCUUGUUAGAGACCGGCAUGAUACCGAUGCAAGAGCCAGUGACGCAGUUCAAUCUCGACACGGCGGCCGGCUUGGUCGGCAUAACAGCCGAGUGCGAGGCUGGGAAAUGCAAAUCCGUCGCUUUCGACAAUGUUCCGUCCUUCGUUUUCGCCCUGGACAAGCAAAUACAUGUGCCUGGGCUGGGAGUGGUUUCGGUCGAUAUUGCCUGGGGCGGGAUGAUGUUCGCUCUUGUCGACGCGGGUGCAUGCAACCUCACGAUUGAGAACAGUCAGGGGCCUCAGUUGAUUGAGCUUGGGGAACGGAUUAAACGAGCAGUUCAAGCCCAAUAUACCCCGGUGCAUCCGGAAAACCCAGCAAUUCGCGGUGUGUCAAACUUCGGAUGGACCCAUCCGCUCCAAGACAACGGGGCGGACGGUAAGGCCGCCGUCAACACGGUCGUGGUAUCUCCUGGAAGAUUUGACCGCAGCCCUUGCGGGACAGGGACAUGUGCUCGAAUGGCAGUGCUACACGCGAGAGGACAACUCCAAGUAGGCGAGACGUUCCGCCACAAGAGCAUCAUCGGAACCGAGUUCGUCAACCACAUUCGAGGCACGACCAAGGUGGGUGAGUACGACGCCAUUCUACCCACUGUGAAGGGGAGAGGCUGGAUCACCGGGUUCAAGGAAAUCGUGCUCGAUCCCACAGAUCCGUUCCCAGAAGGAUUCAGAGUCGGUGAUCAAUGGCAUGUUUAG
Capronia epimyces CBS 606.96 is the source of this 1035-nucleotide messenger RNA. Its product is annotated as proline racemase. The coding region runs from base 1 to 1035 and encodes 344 amino acids. NCBI's taxonomy places the organism in Eukaryota, Fungi, Ascomycota, Eurotiomycetes, Chaetothyriales, Herpotrichiellaceae. Gene Ontology annotation, molecular function: 4-hydroxyproline epimerase activity. The record is from RefSeq and is a predicted model, not a curated record. The transcript has a single exon.